CGAGCGGUUCCCGGAUGUUAGCUGGCUCGCUCGCUUCUGAGAGGGAAAAAGCCAACGGCAGAAAGUGGAGGAGCCGAUACGAAGGGUCUAGGCUGACCAACGCUGCUGGCCAAGCUGAAGUGGGCUCAACCCGGCGCAAACGCGCAAGGACGCGCCAGCACCAGGGGAGGGGGGAGCAGAGGAAGGACUUUUCCCCCCGGGGGACGAAGAGGUCGGAAGGGCCGGGGGGAGGGAGAGACAGUCGCAGUUUCAGUGUGAACCUGGACCGGUUCAGCAUACCACGAUAGCUGAGCAUACUGGAUGGACUGUGGAAUUUGUAAAUGUGGUCACUGUGACCGCGUGUGGAGUGAAGAGGCACGUCGACAGUGCUGUGAGCCGAGGGAGCCCCCCCUCCCCCCUCCUCCACGCCCCCCGCUCCCUCUGCCUCCCCACUCACCAUGACGUCGGAGUUGGAGAGCAGCCUGACCUCCAUGGACUGGCUGCCGCAGCUGACCAUGCGGGCCGCCAUCCAGAAGGCGGACACCCAGGGCACCCACGGCCCUGGUGGGCCUAAGAAGGGAGCCCUGCUGGACCCCAGCACCACGCUGGACCAGGAGGAGGUGCAGCAGCACAAGGACGGCAAGCCGCCCUACAGCUAUGCCAGCCUCAUCACCUUCGCCAUCAACAGCUCGCCAAAGAAGAAGAUGACCCUCAGCGAGAUCUACCAGUGGAUCUGCGACAACUUCCCCUACUACAGGGAGGCGGGCAGCGGGUGGAAGAACUCAAUCCGGCACAAUUUGUCCCUAAACAAGUGUUUUCUCAAAGUGCCUCGCUCCAAAGAUGACCCGGGAAAGGGAUCCUACUGGGCGAUUGACACCAACCCCAAGGAGGACGCACUGCCCACUCGGCCAAAGAAGAGGCCACGGUCUGGAGAACGGGCCUCCACGCCAUACAGCCUGGACUCGGAGUCCCUGGGAAUGGACUGCAUCAUUUCUGGAAGUGCCUCGAUCAACACUGUGACUAACAAGGUAGCAUUGUACAACACAGAGCAGGAUGGCAGCGACAGCCCAAGAAGCAGCCUUAACAACAGCCUGUCGGACCAGAGCCUGGCGUCGGUGAACCUGAACAGCGUGGGAAGUGUGCACGGCUAUUCGUCGGUCGGCAGCCACCCAGAGCCUGUGUCCCAGCCCAUGAGCCUGCAGCAGCCGCCCCCCCAGCCCCAGUACAGCAUGCCGGAGAGGGACAAGCAGCUCCUCUUCUCUGACUUUGAAGAUCUCAGUGCCUCCUUCCGCAGCCUUUACAAGUCUGUCUUCGAGCAGUCCUUCAGCCAACAGGGUCUGAUGGGCAUGCCCUCGGAGCCCCCCCAGCCAACCCACACGUCUUGCUCCUACCAGCAUCCCCCCCCCAGCAGCAGCAUCAGCAGCCACCCGCACAGCGGGCAGAACAGUCUCACCAACAGCAUCGCGGGCGGAGGCCAGGUGCCCCUGUCCCACCCCCCCCAGCUGCCAGCUCAGAACGCCCACUCCGCCCACGGCUCGCCUCAUGGACAGCACCCUUCCCAGCAUGCGCCACACUCUCAGCACCUUUCCCAGCACUCCCAGCACCCAUCCCAGCAUGCACAGCACUCCCAGCACCCAUCCCAGCAUGCACAGCACUCCCAGCACCCAUCCCAGCAUGCACAGCACUCCCAGCAUUCCCAGCACCCUUCCCAGCAUGUACCUCACUCCCAGCACUCUCAGCACCCUUCCCAGCAUGCACAGCACUCUCAGCACCCUUCCCAGCAUGCACAGCAACAGGGUCAACAUCCAUCCCAGCAGCAGCAACAGCAGCAGCACCAGAGUCUCUCACACCAGCCCCUUCCAACCCAGCAGCUGUCCUGCAGCACCGGCCUCCCUGCCGACUGGUACCCCAACCUCGACGCCCUGAAGGAAAGCUGUCGUAUCGCCAGCAGCUACAACUGGGCAGAUGUGGACCUCUCACCAUUUCAAGGACUGAAGGAGAGCAUGAGGCAGGCGGAGCUCAACAACUGGUCCCUGGAACCCACGCAGAUAGCGGAUCUCUGCUCCUCCAUCAACCAGUUCUUUGCGCGCACUGGAGUCAUCCAGCCACAAGGGGCAGUGCAGCCCCCAGUCUGCCACGGAUCCAUGCACCCGAACAAGCCGGGUCAGCACAUCAACACAGGAAACAUGUACAUGGAGUCUCGGCAGAACCUGCCAGCCCUGAUGGGCCCCCCAGGGUAUCCCCACAUGCCCCCUAUGAGCAGCGCUGGUCCCACCAUGACAGGGCACCACACGCAGAUGAACCAGCAGCACCUCAUUCCUCCUGGAAACUUCCAGAUGCGACGCAUGCCCGCUGACGACAUCCAGGACGACUUUGACUGGGACUCCAUCGUUUAGGGGCCCGACCUGCCUCCCCCCCCUCCCCCCCCCUCCUCGCUGGCCCCGUACCUUGCAGCGAACUGCAUGCCAUGUGUGGGUGGGUGGGGGCAGCCCUUCCCUCCCACCUUGGGAUGGGACGCUUGGCAUGCAGGUCUUCCCCAGGGGAAGACCCGCCGGCCCUGACCUGUAUACGAGGCAAAAGCAAAGUUACUCCGAAGACAAUCAUAUUUACCUGGACAUGUUUAUGCCACCGCUUUUGUACGUGUCGUCCAGCAAGUAGUCAGUGUUGUCAAAAUGCCCCCUUCCUCCGCCUGCCCCGGCUCCGCAGUCGCUGUGUGGUGUCACCGUCUUCUUCAGUGUGCUCUCAUUCCUGUGUUGACUGACAAAACGGCCUUGGGGGUGAGGAGGGGGGGGGGAUGAUCACCAGAGGGCUGGAUGGGGGCAGAUGUCCUGCUCAGUUAUGUGCAGAGAGCUCAUGGGUGGAGGGGGUGUGGCGCAUUGCCUGUGGUCACCUGACCCAGAAGGUGAGGGCCGUGCGAGUUACCACUUGGUAGAUGACAUUCACGCUAAAGUAUGUGUGUGUGUCUGUGUGUGUGUCUGUGUCUGUGUGUGUCUGUGUGUGUGUGUGUGUGUGUGUGUGUGUGUGUCUGCGUGCGCGAGUGGCGCCUGCAUUCAUUAUGCCGUCCAUCCAUCUUUCACAUUUCAUUGCUAAUGUUUUAACUUUGCAGUAACAGUACAUUGGGGGUGGCUUCCACUGAAAUUGGAUUCCCCCCCCCCCAACAUUGUGCGCGCCUCAACUUCUGCAUGUACAAUCACUGAUUCAGCAACCCCCCCUGCCCCCCACAGCAGAAGUUUGGUGUCGAUUUACUUGGUUUACUUGGCACAGCUUUAAGCCGCGUGUCAGUCCUGCCUGUGUGUGUCCUACUGGCUCAAGUGUUCUGACUGAGCGCCCCCUAGUGUUGGUUUGUAUGAGCACGGAAGGGAAGUCAGAGUUAUUUGUGAAGCAUAUCACUAGGGGUAGUUCAGCACAUGGUAUCACAUGCCCUUUGGAAAUGGAGUGGAAUUGGAAACUGCCAUUGUAUGUCCCAUGUCAGCUAUGUUUAUGUCAGUUUUGGAAAUGAAGAAUUUCCAAGUUUUGCCCUGUUAUGAUGGUUCCAGAUGAUGGAAUCAACCUAUUACGCAAUUUGACAAUUUUGGAGAGGAUUUCUCAGAACAUUUGAAGAGAGGAGUGUGUAUAAUUGGGGGUCUUCAUACCUGAAUCACUGUGGGCUUGGGUCGCCUCCCUACACCUUACCGUCUGCACACAUGUGUUUACUGGGCCAGGCACACUGUGACGUGAGCACAAGCCUGGCCUGUAAGGGCCUGAGGUAGCGAGCCCACAUCCUACCGGCUUACUGGGUUUGCGCUCAAGUCCUGACAAGUUCUCAGCCCUGCGUGAGACAUGGUGGGUGGGUCCCUGCUGCUUCCCCAGGGUUGUUGUUCCGUCUCGCUUUGUCUUUUUCUGUCUUUUUGGGUAUUCAAUCAGCUAGUCUCCCACGACUGUUACGCCAUGUGUUUCUGUAGGGGUUGGGCUGGAUUUCUCAUGCGCUAUAUGAAUUUGGGAGGGGAGAGGUAACUGCUAAGGGACACAUCUUGCCCGAGUCCGACCCGGACGGUUUACUUUCGGCUUGGCUCUGUCGCCAUCUCUGCUAGUCGAUGCUGAACACGCGUCCUGUUGCCCUCAUUUGUGCCGAUGUGGAGCUGAUCUUGUGAAAACUGGUAUUUCCAUGUCUGUCAUCUCCGUGUAGGCCGUGAAGUCUGAAAAACUAUAAUUGGAUUUAUUCAGAGUAUGUAUAAUCAAGUAUUUUCAUGUAUUUUUUAACGUUUUAAAAUGUACAGUGGAUUACAACUGUACCUUAACUAACUUACCUACUGCUUGUCUUUGUCGACAUUCAGGCUCUAACUUGGUUUGACUUUAACGUUGUAUAAAUGUUUGGUUGAAACGGAUGCCUAUGUGUUGUCAAAGAUAACCAUUCACGUACACUUUGCAGCUGAAGAGAUUAAGCUGUUGUGCGCGGUACCGCAGCCAGGUGACCAGCAGCAUUUGGCGUCGGCCAGCCCCUGGCCCAACGUCAGGCUUUAAUUCCUAAGCCAUCUUGUGUUUUAGUGUUAUAAACCUUGCCAUUGAAAAUAAGCACAUUGUGUUAGUCCUGUGUGUUUUAAAGUUUGUCUGUGGGUGCGUCUGUGUGUGAGAGAGCGAGAGACCCUGUGCCUUCCUCCCUGUUUACACCUCGCCGUUCGUCCAAGGUGCUGCUGACCAUCCUCUCCUGGGGAGAACUUGUCACGCUACACCGCCGGUCAGGGUGGGUUCCAGUCCUGGGAUGUUCUGCUUCUCGGUGGGAAACCGCAUUGGCUCGGUUCUGAAGUGAGGGUUUCUGUGCUGAAGCAGACGGAACCGUUUAAGCCGCCCGUGACGUGCCGUCCCAACUGCGCGCUGACCAGCUGGCCAGGCCAGUCCAGCCCGGGGGGAACUGAUUUUGCCCCAGCACUACACGGCCUGGCUGCUGAUUUUAAGGCUUUUAAAUUGAAUGUGUUUAUGCGGUGGGAUUUUCAGGCCUUGGGUUUGGUCGGCGGCAGGCUGUGAGGUGGCGCGACCCAGCUCAUCCGCACGCUGCCGAGUGGCGCAGUCCUGCCGGCCGCACCGAAGGCUGAUUAUUACACAUCCACAGCAAAUCCAAUCUGCAGAGCUUAGCACUGCAUAGCACUGCGUAGCACUGGCGCACAUCUCUGACUGUAAUCGUUCACUGCCCUUUCAGCUAUGAGCAGCCAGUUGACGGUCGUUUUGAACCUGGUAACCAGUCGCCGACAGGAAACACAAAUAUCUGUGGCUGAAGGCGCCACAGAUUAGCACCUAGAAAUGUACACAGAAUUUAAACGGAACAGGAGGAGGGAAUCUGUGCGCUGGUUUUGGAGAGGAAACUGGGGUGGGGCAUAAAGGAGGUACAAGAGGAGAAAAAAAGUCUGGAUAAGACAAAUCAGCCUAUUUAAAUAUAUUUUUUUUAAGCAGUGUUCCUUCUAUCCUUGUGUGUGCGUGUGUGUUUUGUGCGUUUUAAAAGUUCAGCUUCACUAUGCCGGUGGAGACGCGCCAGAGAGAUUUUAAAUCCGAAAAGAGAGAAAAAAAAAAAAAAACAUUAAGGGAGAAAACU
Paramormyrops kingsleyae is the source of this 5542-nucleotide messenger RNA. RefSeq names its product forkhead box J3 (gene foxj3). The record is from RefSeq and is a predicted model, not a curated record. NCBI's taxonomy places the organism in Eukaryota, Metazoa, Chordata, Actinopteri, Osteoglossiformes, Mormyridae. Gene Ontology annotation, biological process: regulation of transcription by RNA polymerase II. Gene Ontology annotation, molecular function: DNA-binding transcription factor activity, RNA polymerase II-specific; RNA polymerase II cis-regulatory region sequence-specific DNA binding. Gene Ontology annotation, cellular component: nucleus.